CGUGGAGCAAGAUCAAGAGCCGGAGCCUGAACCUGAGAAUGAAAUGGCUUCAAAUGCUAGACGACUUCAGAGGGAGAGAGUAGCGAAGAUGACAUUGGGUGAUUUGAGCGAUUACUUCCAUAUACCGAUUAAGGAGACAGCGAAACUACUGGAAGUAAGCACUUCUGUGGUGAAGAAAGUAUGCCGCAAGGCAGAGUUAUAUAGAUGGCCCCAAAGAAAGGUGAAAAGUAAUAUGAGGAAGAUCACAGUGCUCAGAAGAGGAUUGGCUAAUCCAGGAACAAGGGAAAAAACUCGAGUGGAAAUUCAAAGACUUCAACAAGAAAUGGUUGAGUAUUGUGGUGGACUUGCCCCAACUGGAAUAGAAAUGCUCCAAGUAUAGUAAGUGAGUCGGAUUGAAAUGUUGCUUGAGGGUGGGUUAUUAGAUUUUUUUAGACUCUUGUUUACAUAUAGUUAGACUUUCUCGGUGGAUACGUGUAACUUUUCUAUGAAUCCUGUAAAGUUAUUUGACCAAUU
Molecule: messenger RNA, 513 nt
Organism: Cajanus cajan (pigeon pea)
Lineage: Eukaryota; Viridiplantae; Streptophyta; Magnoliopsida; Fabales; Fabaceae
Source: RefSeq, a predicted model, not a curated record